AUGCGGUCGUCGCUGUCGCGCACGGCGAUUUUUUUUGAGGCGGCGGUUGUGGUGUUGAGCAGUGAGAGCGAAGAGGAGGAGGUGAUGUCACUGCCCGAGAGGAUCAAGAAGAGGGUGGCAGUGGGUUCGGAGCACUGCAGCCCGCGUGGUGGGGAUGCAGCUGGUGGUGAGGUGGUGCGGGAAGCCCAAGUGUUGCCCGGAGAGGUGUGUGGUAGAGGAGGUGGUGCUGAGAGACUCGCCGUGUGCUCGUUGCCGGGCUCAGACAAGCCUAAUAGCCCCUUGGUAAGCAGAGUGAGCCCAGAUGCAUCUCCACUCCUUCCCAAGAAGAAAAAAUACAGUCAGAAGGAAAGGGAGGCGAUGUGCCAGAAUGCGUGGCAGAGGAGGAAGGAGCGAGAAGCAAAGAAGAGGCAGCAGGAGGAGGAAAAAGAGAGGAGAAAAGCCCUUGCUAAGAUGCUGAAAGCUCAGCGGCCAGGGGAGUGCCAGAAAUACAUCACAGUGGUGCUGGAUCCAGUCCUCUUACAGGUAGAAGGUGGUGGGCAGAUCCUCAGUGCUUUGCAGGCUGCCAAUUACUCCUGUGUGGUUGAGGAUCAGGCUGUUCCCUGCAGCAUCACCUGGAGGAGAAAGACUGUGUCACCUCAGAUGGGAGGAGGAGAUGAAUGGACAGAAGAACCAAAUGUCCUGGUCCUGCUUGGCUUGGAGGAGUUUUUGUCCAUGGCUCACAGCUACAAACAAGAGGCUGCUGGCUGUGCAGAAGGGCAGAAGGAGACCCUGCAAAGCUAUGUAGCUCAUGUGAUGGAGAAAAUGCCUGGGAAAAUUCUGGCUCUGGCAGUAGUUGGAGUAGAGAAUUAUUUCAGGGCCCUCGGAGCUCAAUCAAAACACAGACAGCGACAGGCAGCAGCGAGUGGGAGCCAGGGGAAACAGAGUAAACAGAGAAGAAAGGAAGCUAAGGAUUCUGGCCUGGAGUUAACCAAGAGGGACAUGGAAGAAGCCCUGGUGGAUCUACAGCUCUGCACACAAGUCCAAGUCAGCUUUUUUGAGAGCUGUGAAGAGCUUGGGGAAUUUGCCACUAUGUUUGCAAAAGCUGUGGCUGAGGCACCGUUCAAGCGAGAGCGAGAGAAGACAGGGUUCUCCUUCUACCUGGAGAAGGGCUGGUGUGGAGGGGUGAAGGUGGAUCAAUCUGGGAAGGGCCUCUUGAAAGUUUGGAAGAGGCAGAUACAGCAGUUUAACCGUGUCAGCCCCGAGAUGGCUGAGGCUAUCGUGUCUGCCUACCCUUCUCCUCAGCUGCUGGUCCAGGCCUAUGGCAGAUGCUCCUCAGAGCAGGAGCAGGAGAACAUGUUGGCUAACAUCUCUGUGUGCCGUGGGGAGGGUGUGACAGCCACCUCCCGGCGGAUCGGGCCCGAGCUGUCCCGACGCAUCUACCUGCAGAUGACUUCCCACAACCCUGACCUCUAUUUGGAUUCCACUGGGUAG
Messenger RNA from Acanthisitta chloris (rifleman), 1470 nucleotides. RefSeq names its product essential meiotic structure-specific endonuclease 1 (gene EME1). Gene Ontology annotation, cellular component: nucleus; Holliday junction resolvase complex. The transcript is spliced from 8 exons. Gene Ontology annotation, molecular function: DNA binding; nuclease activity. Gene Ontology annotation, biological process: mitotic intra-S DNA damage checkpoint signaling; replication fork processing; resolution of meiotic recombination intermediates. The record is from RefSeq and is a predicted model, not a curated record. The coding region runs from base 1 to 1470 and encodes 489 amino acids. NCBI's taxonomy places the organism in Eukaryota, Metazoa, Chordata, Aves, Passeriformes, Acanthisittidae.